Molecule: messenger RNA, 3037 nt
Organism: Mya arenaria
Lineage: Eukaryota; Metazoa; Mollusca; Bivalvia; Myida; Myidae
Product: pyridine nucleotide-disulfide oxidoreductase domain-containing protein 1-like
Exons: 13
Coding region: 42-1499 (485 amino acids)
Molecular function (GO): flavin adenine dinucleotide binding; oxidoreductase activity
Source: RefSeq, a predicted model, not a curated record
GGCGCUUGCCUUUUCCAAGCGUUCACUGACUUAGACGCAACAUGAAGAAAAAUAAGUUUCUCGUCAUUGGAGGCGGCAUUGCCGGAGUGACAUGUGCUGAACAGUUAUCUUCAUUGUGCCCUACUGAAGAAGUCGCCCUGAUCACAGCCUCAAAGCUCAUUAAAGCAGUUAAAAACUACCAAAAGGUCUCCCGCACACUGGAACAGUUUGAUGUCGAGGAGCGUCCCAUGAUUGCCAUGGAGACUGACUUUCCCAAUGUCCAGGUGAUCCAUAACAAGCUGACGAACCUUGACACAGACAAACAGGUGGCCAUGUUGGCCGAUGGGGGUGAAAUUCAGUAUGAAAUGGUGUGUAUAUGCACAGGAGCAAGACCUAGGAUGAUUGCUGCCAAUAACCCGUUUGUCCUGGGCAUCCGUGACACAGAGAGUGUUCAGACAUUCCAGAAGCGUCUACAUAACGCUCGGCGUAUCGUGGUGAUUGGUAAUGGGGGUAUUGCGACAGAGUUAGUGUGGGAGGUACAGGGCUGUGAGGUGUUGUGGGCGGUGAAGGAUCGUCACAUCUCCACCACGUUUGUCGACCCUGGGGCUGCUCAGUUCUUUCUACCACACCUUAACAAAGAGAAACCAGACACCUCGCACGAGCCAAUCAAGAGGCACAAGUACGCUGAACAAGCAGGUGAGGGUGAUCCUGUGUCAGCAGAUGGGGGAGCAGCCCUGGGGCCCGACUGGACAGCUGACCUUCAGAUGAGAGGCAUCACAAAGACCGGACAUGCAGUCCAUGUUGACUACGAGGUAGAAGUCAGAUCUGUGAUGUCUCCGGAGGAGUUUCGGAUAUCGGGGAAACCAACCACCCAGCCACCUGGCUUCUCCACUGAGCAGGAUGUGUGGCCAGUGUAUGUGGAACUGACAAGUGGAAGUGUUUAUGGCUGUGAUUUUGUUGUCAGUGCUACAGGAGUGGUACCAAAUGUGCAGCUUUUCCUCCAAAAUAAUUUUACCAUGAGCAAUGAAGGUGGUAUCCAGGUGAAUGACCAGAUGGAAACGAAUGUGCCCGGGGUGUUCGCUGCUGGGGAUGUGUGCACAGCCAGUUGGGACUGGGCACCUCACUGGCACCAGAUGCGUUUAUGGAGUCAGGCGCGGCAGAUGGGGGCAUACGCAGCCCGCUGUAUGGCGGCAAGGGACCAAGGCGAUCAAGUACACUUGGACUUCUGCUUCGAGAUGUUUGCUCACGUAACCAACUUUUUCAACUACAAGGUGAUACUGCUGGGAAAGUUCAAUGGGCAGGGGCUCGGGAAUGACUACGAAAUACUGCUCAGGGUCACCAAGGGUGUAGAAUAUGUAAAGGUGGUGUUGCAUGACAACCGAAUGGCUGGGGCGCUGCUCGUGGGCGAUACAGACUUAGAGGAGACAUUUGAGAACCUCAUUCUCAACCAGACUGACCUUUCACCCUUCAAGGACCAUCUGCUAGACCCAGACAUAGACAUAGAUGACUUCUUUGACUGACCCCUCCUGACCUCCAUCAUCAUUGGUUGCUCAACUGCAGAAUGGCGGGAUGGUAACAUUAGUAGCAACUCUGCAAUGCUGAUUGUAGCACAAUGUUAGUAGUGUCUCUGUCUAGCAGAAUGUAGCACAAUGUAAGUUGUGUCUGGCUUGCAGAAUGUACCACAAUGACAGUGGUAUCUCUGCCUCAUUGAACAUACCACAAUGUAAGUGGUAUCUCUGCCUCGCAGAACAUAGCACAAUGUUAAUGGUGUCCCUGCCUGAUGGAGCCUACCACAAUGUGAGUGGUAUAUCUGCCUCAUUAUCACAAUGUUAGUGGUAUCUCUGCCUCAUUAUCACAAUGUUAGUGGUAUCUCUGCCUCAUUAUCACAAUGUUAGUGGUAUCUCUGCCUCAUUAUCACAAUGUGAGUGGUAUCUCUGCCUCAUUAUCACAAUGUGAGUGGUAUCUCUGCCUCAUUAUCACAAUGUGAGUGGUAUCUCUGCCUCAUUAUCACAAUGUGAGUGGUAUCUCUGCCUCAUUAUCACAAUGUGAGUGGUAUCUCUGCCUCAUUAUCACAAUGUGAGUGGUAUCUCUGCCUCAUUAUCACAAUGUGAGUGGUAUCUCUGCCUCAUUAUCACAAUGUUAGUGGUAUCUCUGCCUCAUUAUCACAAUGUGAGUGGUGUCCCUGUGUCAUUAUCACAAUGUGAGUGAUAUCUCUGCCUCAUUAUCACAAUGUUAGUGAUAUCUCUGCCUCAUUAUCACAAUGUGAGUGGUAUCUCUGCCUCAUUAUCACAAUGUUAGUGGUAUCUCUGCCUCAUUAUCACAAUGUGAGUGGUGUCCCUGUGUCAUUAUCACAAUGUGAGUGGUAUCUCUGCCUCAUUAUCACAAUGUUAGUGGUAUCUCUGCCUCAUUAUCACAAUGUUAGUGGUAUCUCUGCCUCAUUAUCAAAAUGUUAGUGGUAUCUCUGCAUCAUUAUCACAGUGUUAGUGGUAUCUCUCCCUCGUGGCACAUAGCACAAUGCUAGUGGUGUCCCUGCCUCUCUGAACGUAAUACAAUGUAAGUGGUGUCCCUGCCUCCCUAAUUGUAGCACAAUGCUAGUGCUAUCUAUGCAACUCUGAUGGUCAAACCAUGAGGCCGUUGACUUCCCCUCCAAAUUUUAUCUUGCUAAGCUGCGGCAGCAGCAGGCUGGAACUGUUAAUAGCAUUGUUGCAGAAAUGUUUUCGUCCUUAUUAUUGUUAUUAUUUAGAUCAUUCGAUCACAUUGUUAUUUUUUUGUAUGGUCUCACUUUUUUGUGUGAAACGAUGCAUUAUAUUUAUAGUUGUUGCUUUAUUUUGUUAUUUUUAUUUUCAAAACAUAAGCUCUUUAUUCUGAGUUUUGUUGAACUAUAUUUGAAGAUAAGAUCUAAGACAAGUGUAAGAUUAUGCUGUUUGACAAAAUACAAUUUUGACCACUAAGCUGGUUAAAGGUUUUCUAGUACAUCCCGUAAUUUUGGAUAUUCCACUGUAACAGAUAUUGGAAUACAAUUUUGAUCUAUUACAAGUAAAUUAAAAACAAAGUCAUA